ACAGCGAAUGGCCUGUGACGGAGCCAGCGCGCGCCUGAAGCCUUGGAGGAAAAGCAGAUUCAUCAUGACCUGCUUGUGCAUUGUUCUGCAAUUGAUUGCCACAGGUUUUCUUCUCAUUACUGCAGCACCAAUUGAACUAAACGAGCCGGAGUGUGGGAAACCUGAUGUCCUCCAAUUUAUUGUGAAUGGCAAAUCAGCGGAAAAGCACCAGUUCCCAUGGAUGGUUCACCUACAGUUGACUCUUCUCAAUGGAAGUAAGCACGGAUGCGCAGGAACCAUUAUAACGAAGCUCCACGUGCUCACCGCGGCGCACUGUCUUAAGGUCAACGGCGUCGAAGUAACCAGCAUUGAUGUGAUUUAUGGACAUGUUGACCGGCUUCGGGGCAAAAGAGUGAAAGCCGUAAAGAAGCUAGCGCACCCAAACUACAACGUCGUCUCGCAAGUAAAUGACAUCGCCGUUAUAAAGGUGGAACGGCCAUUCCCGUUUGGAAACAACGUAAGGCCUGUAUGCGUUCUCUUGGAACCUGUGGACAUCGCCAACACUGAAGCUUUGGUCGCUGGGUGGGGACGUCUCGCAGAAGGUGGGGAGAAAACGCACUACCUCCAGUACACGUCACUGAGAGUUCUGCCGCACGACGCAUGCAAGGGUGUGUACUUCAACUACAACCAGGAUGUGAACUACUGUGCGUACCAGAAAGACAUGGACACCUGCCAGGGUGACUCCGGUGGACCGCUUAAGAUCAAAACCACUACUGGUAUAUACGUACAAGUUGGAAUAAUCUCUCAUGGAAUUGGCUGUGGUCAAGAAGGGGUACCUGGUGUGUACACACGGGUGGAUGCAUUUGCUUCAUGGCUGACCAAGGCUGUGACGUCAGACGAAGGCUACGCCGACUUUCCCAACGCAUCUCCGCGGCAGAACAUGCAUUACCAAGCACACGAACUGCCUCGGCUUUCUCGUUCCGAGGUUGACCUGGUGAAGGCUCACCAUCAAAUUCCUGUGGAACCAGCGGAUAUUUCCAAGAUGGCAAUCAUCACGCCAUUUGGACUCUUGAAGUAUGUGCGCAUGCCUUUCAGCCUUCGCAAUGCUACACAAAAUUUUCAGCGGUUCAUCGACACGGUACAGAAGGCGGGGUCUGGGGGGAAAAGCCACUGCAUUGCCUCGUUAGCUGCCUUCACCCGUCAUCAUUUACGCGUGAAAGCCACAGGACUCGACAAAAAAAGAGUCAGCCCGAGCACAGAAGCGGCACGAGGUCGGCAGUGGCCCACGAGACGGCGACAUGAAGGCGCUCCUUUUUCUCGCAGCGCCAGACUGCCUCCCGGCACAAAGGAAACGCCAAACGAAGUCGCCAGGGGAAACGACAUGACAGGUCAACGCACCGAUCCACCUGCGGCGACGUCAAUGGUGGGCAGAAUUGCCGAUACUACGCACGUGGUGCGCGAAGCGAUUCGAUCCUGCGUCACCUUGGCCGUCAUAUUGCUGAGCGUAUCGACUAUUACUGCGGCAGAUUUUCAAAACGAAAAACAAUGCGGUGUGUUCUUCGAGACCAGGGUGAUCAACGGGAUGCGCGCCAGUCAGGGGAUGUUCCCCUGGAUGGUGCGGCUUCUGGUUUACCUCAACGGAUCAUCUCCAGCAACCUGCGGAGGCGCUGUCAUCACACGGUGGCACAUCCUCACGGCCGGCCAUUGCGUCGUCAGGAACCACAAGUUGAUACCGAAGAUCGAAGGCAUAUACGGCGCAGCGGACACGACGUCGAAGUACGCGACCAAGACACAAAUCGCUGCAGUGGCUCUGCACCCACGCUUCUCCGAGGACGAGUACCACGACGACAUCGCCGUACUCAGGGUGCCCCAGGCGUUCAAUUUUGGCGCCCAGCUCAGGCCUGUCUGCCUCAACUUCGAUCUCGGUGACCUGACCGGCAGGACCGUCACUGUGGCCGGCUGGGGAGUUCAAAAGAGCAGCCGGGGACCCUCGGAUAGGCUGCGCUACACGAAGCUGCAAAUGCUGCAGCAGUCCGUGUGCGAGCAGAAGCUGCAGUCAUACAAGUUCAACAAGUCCAGCAUGAUGUGCGCCUACGGAGAAGACACAGACGCUUGCCAGGGUGACUCUGGCUCUGCUGUGAUGUUCCGCAAGGGGCACCGCUACAUCCAGGUCGGAAUCGUGUCUCACGGUGUCGGCUGCGCUCAGGGCAUGCCGGGAAUCUACGUGCCCGUCAGCGUCUACAAGGAGUGGAUAUUGCAGACCAUCGCUGACGAGACUGCCUUCCAGCCGAUCGAUGGCCAGAAUAUGGUCAGAUGAAAGCGCGCGCGAAUAUAGACGACGCGCAUUCAUGACCUUUUUUUUUUAAUUAUUAAGAGGCACAAUAAACGCAUCGAUCCCCUUCUAUACUACUA
This is a messenger RNA of Dermacentor andersoni, 2391 nucleotides long. Its product is annotated as venom peptide isomerase heavy chain-like. Lineage: Eukaryota; Metazoa; Arthropoda; Arachnida; Ixodida; Ixodidae. Gene Ontology annotation, molecular function: serine-type endopeptidase activity. The record is from RefSeq and is a predicted model, not a curated record. Gene Ontology annotation, biological process: proteolysis.